GUAGUAAUAAUGGCGGAGCUGAAAGAGGCAGACGCUGCUCAGCUACACCAGGAGGACGUCGAUAUCAAAUGUGAGUAAAGUGAAGCAGUUCGUCGUCUGAACACCGAUUACAGGACCACGAAAAGAGGGAUUAAUCCCGGGUUAUUAAUGUUCAGGUUUGUUCAGCGAAUUCACCGAGAAUUUGAGUUUGUAACUGCUAAACUAAACGAGGGCCUCACCACGGAGCUCCGCCAUAGGACCUAAACAGUCAACACUAACAGCGAUGUAACGGCUGGUGGCUAGCAUUAGCCGAACCGUCGUCGUUGUAGGGGUAAACCUGAACAAUGGAGCUUCCCUGUGCUCGUUAUUUUAAUCGGACUGUUUCUUUAGUGGUGUACAAACAGUUUGGGUUCAUAUGGGCUCAUCACGGAGCUGCACUACAGGACCCUAGAGUCGCUCCGUUUGGGCAUCAACUGUCCGGUUAUUUACGGGUUAGUAGAUGUUUUCUUUAGUCACAGAACAACUUAAGGAAAAAUAAACCCGAUCUGAGAGAGCCUGAAACUCUGAGGAUGGUAGAUCAGGGUUUGUGCUGGGUCUUAAAAAGUCUUACGAUGUCUACAACACAAUAAUUCUAAUUUAAGGCGUUAAAAUGUCUAAAAUUAUCCUAAAACCUCAUAAAAUGUCUUAAAUACAAAUUUUAGAGGUCUUAAAAUGUAUUGACGUCACAUACAAAUAAAGAUGAAGGCCUCAAAAUGUCUAAAAUUCUCUUAAACCUCAUAAAAUGUCUUAAAAUACAAAUUUAAAAGGUCUUAAAAUGCAUUUAUGUUACUUAUAAACAAAGAUUAAAGCCUUAAAAUGUCAAAAAUUCUCUUAAAACCUCAUAAAAUGUCUUAAAUACAAAUUUGAAAGUUCUUAAAAUGUAUUGAUGUGACUUACAAAUAAAAAUUAAAUUGAAGUUAGUUUCAAAUGUUCCGAUUUCCCUUCGUGUCUUUUGUACUUUUGGGAUGUAAAAUGGAUGUUAAAUUGUUUUUAUUAUGGUCUUAAAAAAGUCUUAAAAAGUCUUAAAUUGGACUUGGAAACCCUGUAGAUUUGGAGGCGGUGAGAGGUCGAGUCUUUCAACAGAUAAAAUGAAGAAGACUAUUAAAGUAAACACCGACGAACUAAAGAGAUGUUAACUUUUGUGUUGUGUAUAUAGUGUACAUACUUGUAUAUUAUCUCUUUAUUUUCAUCUUUUUAUCUCUUUAUUUCCACUUAUUUAUCUAUUUAUCUCUUUGUUUUUCUACUUUAUUUGCACUGGAGUUACCGUGACAAAAGCUACUUCCCCCUGGGGAUAAUUCCUCACACGUUUGAACAGUAACUCAGCAGGGAUUACAACAGCAUGGCUCUGUAGUAGAAGAGUCCUCCUGAGAAACUGACCUGUAGUCUCUCUCUCUCUCUCUCUCUCUCUCUCUCUCUCUCUCGCUCUCUCUCCUGUGAAGGUGGAUCUGGUGGAGAUGCUCCUCCGGCGGGUGAGCGAGCUGCGGAACAAACGGUCAAAUCUGAAGCCCCAGAAGAAAGCGAUGCCAAGCCCUCGACCACGACCACAGGUGAUUUUCUGGAGGCUGUCUGCGUGUCGUUUAUACCUGCUGUAUUUCUGCACCUAACAGCUGACCUCUUGUUCUCCAAACAGAGAGACACAUCUCCAUCCAGACCAAACUGGAGGGACUGGAGAUGCUUGUUGACCUCAACGGCGGUGAGUUUUGAGUCCUCCUUUUGGACCUUUAACCGCAUCUUCAAAGUAAUUCUCUUUUUUGCUCACGUUGAGAUUCACCUGAAUUCUGUAAAGAAAGCCGUUGUUUUCUCUCUGUUGUCAGCGGGGCGAAAGUCGUGUCCUCUGUGUCCUGAGGAGAAGUUUAAAGCCUGUUACAGCCACAAGCUCCGCCGCCACCUGCAGAACCUCCACUGGAAAGUCUUCGUGGAGUUUGAAGGUAAAAAGCUGAAGCGCACAGUCAGUGGGAGAAAAGGUUUGGGUUUAAGAGGAGGGAGACUAGACCGAAAGUCACUCCAGUGUGAAGAAUAUUCUCAGAUCAGGGACUCGAGUGUCCAAUAUUUAGGUUACAAGUUAAAUUUGAGGAGCAAUGGUCGAGGUUUUAGAGGUCCAUACGGUGGUUCUGUCUGCAGCCUCUCAGUUUCCAACCUCGUUAACUUUGCUGUGAUCUAAAUGGGAGGGGCUGGUAUGAUAAUGAGGCUCUGAGCUGAUUGGAAGUAGGAUGCAGAUGAAUGUAAACAGACGCAGAGGUGAAAAAACACGGCGAGAGCUCCAGAGGAACUAGCGUCGAACUAAAUGUUUGAGAUCAUGAUCACACAUGGAGGGUCAGUUCUGGGUCCGGAAAAAGUAUGGUGUUUCUUUUCACUGUUUCGCUGACGAUGUGCAGGCGUAUUUUCCCGCUAAGGUCAUGACCAAAGACUCUCUGCAGGUCGUAAGUGAUGUCAAGACAUGGAUGGAUCUGAACUUCUUCAAAUUCAAUGAAAACCAAGCAGAGGUCAUCCUGUUCGGUCGCCCUGACCUGCUUCAGGUCCUCUCCAGAUCCUUUGGCUCUCAUGAAUCUUGGUUUUAUUAUUGAUGAUGAUUUUAAACUUGACAAACAGGUCAGCAGUGGUCAAAUCUCGCCUUUUUCAGCUGAGACUUCUCACCAAAGUUAAAUCCUAUUUAAGCUUUCAUCACAUCUCGUUUAGAUGACUGUAAUUCUCUGUAUGUCGACGUCGGCAAGUCAGAGCUCAACCGCUCGUCUCCUAACUGGGACUAAGAAACAGGAGCUCAUAACUCCGGUGAUUUCCUCUCUUCACUGUUCGGUACAGGAUCGAUUUUAAGGUCCUUUUAUUUGUUUUUAAGUCUCUGAAUGGACUGACCCCCGAAUAUCUGUCUGAGCUCAGCCCUCCGGAGCCCUGAGGUCGGCUGAUCAGGUGGUUUUAGAUGUUUCUCGAUCCUUUUUAAAAUCUAGAGGAGAUCGAGGAUUUCCUGUCGUAGCUUUAACUCUGACAGUGCUCUCUGCGAAUAACCUUUCCACUUUUAAAACCCUUUUUAAGGCGCACCUGUUUUUUGGGGAAGUAUGUAUUUUGUUGUUUUCUGCUUUUAUUGUUUUUAUAUUUGUUAUUGUUUGUUUGUUUUUUUUUGUUUUUAAACCUGCUCUUUAAGUAAAGCUGACAUUAACAUUGACAUUGACGUCUGUUUCUGCGGGUCGAUCUCCGGUUGUCGAGUUUUGUUGUUGUUCAGUUCUUUCGUUGAGUCCCUCCUGAAUGUUUUAUAAACUCUGUCUCCAUCUUUUACCGUAAACAGGCCAGAAGAUGUGCAUCUGCCACCUUCCCUGCAGGAACCUGAAGCCCAGUCUGAGUGGAGAUCAGGUGAGAGACGUCCCGACCUUCAGCUGAAAGCGUCCCACAGAAGACCUUUUUAUUUUCACCUUUCAUGAAGUUAGAUCAUGAAAUAUCACUGAAGUUCUCCGUUCUUAUCUUCACCGAGGUCAGAGAUUUAUUUACGCAGAAACAGCGUCACCGGCGCCCUCGCCAAAGACCCCAGACUCUGACAGAAGAACUUUAACCUCACAGACAACACCUCUCUGCUCUGUUUUGUGUCUUUUCGGCGCCAUAAUAACUCUCAGACGGCUUUGAAAGUUGGUUUAAUGCUGCAGUCAAACUUAUUUUGUCGUGUCGACUCUUUUUAGGCGUCAGGACGACACGUGGCACACUAUCACUGCGUCGUCUGUUCGGUCACCAUCGCCAGAAAGACGGACAUGAUCGGACAUCUCAACCGGCACAUCAACAAAGGAGAGACCGAAGCCAGCUACUCGGGCAGUUUGGACGUCCAGCUGGAGGAGCCGGGUGAGAAAACACCGAGGAGAGUCCCGUUUAGAGAAACCUCGCCCUGUCAUGGCGUUGUGAUGAUGUUUUCGUGUUUCUGCAGCGCCGUCAGGUCAGGCGUUUGAGAUCAUGAAAGAACUUGGAACCAACGUGCAGCUCCUCCCGAACUACACCACCCCGCAGAAGAGCGACACCUACUUCAACCGCAAGAUGAAGACCAACAGGUGAGAGCGGAUCUGACGAACACACGUCUGUUCAGAACCUGGAGGUCCUGGAGAUCCGCUGAAGUCCGUUUGUGUUUCAGACAGCUGGUGUUCUGCUCGCUCGCUGUUCUGGCCGGGGAGAGAAGUCCGCUGGAGUGUCUGGACGCUUUCGGAGCCACAGGUGAGACGACCCAAAUCAAAGAUCGGAUUCCUCCGAAGUUUUCCUCCUUCGUAGUCGACUCCCUUUAAUCUGGAAACACAUCAUCACCAGAGACAGAAAAUAGGAAGAGGACAGGAAAAUAUAAACGUGUAAUAAUGAGAGAGGAUAAUAAAGUCACCAUCUCAUAAUUUAACAUCUAAUCUUUAAUUUAUGACUAAUCUCUUUAUUUAGAUUUUCAAUCUCACAGUUUCAGCGAUAAUCUCACUUCUUUGAUAUUAAUCCCAUAAUUUAACUCACUAUCAUAUAACUGUGAUUAUUACCCCUGAAUUAAAUUCUGAUUAUAAUUAUGAGUAAAUAUCUCAUCUGUUCACAUCAACAUGUGAUGAGAUUUUUUACUCGUCAUAAUUAUAAAAACCGACUUUAAUAUUUUGACUUUUUUUCUCCUAAUUGUGAUUUUAACUGUUUCAUUAUUUAAUCAUUGAAGUUUAAACGUGUUUCUCCUGAUUUUAACUCAUAAUUAUUUUCUCAUUCACCAACUUUCUCCUGAUGUUUACUUUACAGUCCAAAUUUUGAAUUUUUUUAACAAAAUUUUACUUUUAUAUCCUUUAAUUUUGACUUUAUUCUCAUUUUUUAAAACCUUUAAUCUCAUAUUAAUGACGUACCAUCUUGUAACUAUGAGUGACUACAUCUCUUGAUCUAAAUUGACUUUUUUCUCCUAAUAAUAACAGAUGUUUUCUUUAUUUUGACUCCUUAAUCUCAGAAUUUCGACUUUAACAGUUUUGACCGUGUAUCUCAUGAUAAUGCUGUUUUUUAUAAUAAUGACUUAAUAUCUCAGAAUUAUGAGUCACUCUAUAGAAAAAUGUAAAUUUUUCUCAAAGUUUAACCUACUUUCUCUAAUUUAGACUUUAAAGUCUCAUAAUUUUUUACUUUUAUCUCAUUAUAUUAACUUUAGUUCUCAUAAUUCUGAUUUUUAUCUCAUAUUAACCUCAAAUAUUAUAUUAACUUGUUAUCUCAUAACUUGACUUUUAUCUCCUUGUAUUAACCUUCAAUUUCAUUUUUUAAAUCUAAUUAUAAUCAGUUUGAAUCUCAUAUUUUUUUGUUUUAUAUCUUUAUAUUAUAAUCUCAUAAUUCUGAUUUUUUUGUCUUUAUAUUAACGUUAAAUCUCAUAACUUUGACUUCCUUUUUUUAAAAUGACUGUUUAUAAUUUUGACUCUUAAUUACAAAAGCACGCUGCAAACACACUCUGUGUUUCUGAAUCAAUGAGAUAACGUUCAAGUUAAUUCAGAAAAAAACAGAUUAAAAACUUUUAUUUAUGAAAAAGUGAUCAAUAUAAUCUUCAAAUGACCGCAGGAUUUCUGGACCUCAGGUGAGACAAAGAUCAGAGACAAACUUCUGGACUUUGGGAUUAUUUAAGUUCACUGUGAAAUAAAAGGUCGACACUGAUGAUCAGACAAACGCCAAAUAUCCGCCCUGAGAGUCGACCUGAUAAUCGACCCGGAGCUCCACCUGGUGUUCAGUGUCAGAAUUACACAAAAGUGCCUCAUCCAGAGACCCAAACAUAAACCGCUUACAGAUUCAAGCUCCAACAAACUUUUUCAUUUCCUGUCUGUCCUCAGGGAUUAUGGGCCUCCAGUGGGCCAAACACCUCCGUACCGCCGUUAAGGUCACCAUCACCGACAUCAACGACACCUGCGUCAAAAUGAUCAAAGAGAACUGCGAGCUCAACGACAUCCGAGUGGACCGGGGCCCCAGGGGACCUGAGGGGGCCGGAGGAGAGGUCAAAGGGGCGGCCGUCGCUACGGUGGAGGUGGUCAAGAUGGACGCCAACGUCAUCAUGCACCUGCGGUCCUUUGAUUACAUGUAAGUAAGGAAGUGGACAGCAGAUCUACUCGGCGUGCUCGUCCGUUAAAGGAAACUGAACAAACUUUGAAUCUUUCAGUCACUUGGACCCGUACGGGACGGCGGUGAACUACCUGGAUGCUGCGUUCAGGAACGUCAGGAACCUGGGCAUCAUCUCAGUGACGUCCACGGACACCGGCUCUCUGUACUCCAAGUCCCCAAACGUCACCCUGCGGCACUACGGCUGCCACAUCGUCCGCACAGAGUACUACAAAGAGCUGGCUGCUCGCAUGGUGGUGGCCACGGUGGCGAGGUGAGUCCGGACUCUUUUCUCCGCCCUGUUUUGGUGCCUGGCGUGAAAGUGUCGAACCCUAACCUCUCACUGUGUGUCGCAGAGCUGCAGCUCGCUGUAACAAAGGCAUCGAGGUGCUGCUGGCGGUGGCGCUGGAACACUUCGUCCUGGUGGUGGUGAGGGUCCUCCGAGGUCCGACACAGGCGGACGAGUCGACGAAGAAGCUCCGAAAACUGGUCCACUGUCAGUGGUGCGAGGAGAGGGUCUUCCUCAAACUGGGAAACAUGGUGGACGGUGAGACCCGACGAUUUCCACCUUAAAACAAACAUCAGAGAGGAAGAUGAUCAGAGUUAGAAAACAGGCGGUAAAAAAACAAACAUCAGAGAGGAAGAUGAUCAGAGUUAGAAAACAGGCGGUAAAAAAACAAACAUCAGAGAGGAAGAUGAUCGGAGUUAGAAAACAGGCGGUAAAAAAACAGACAUCAGAGAGGAAGAUGAUCAGAGUUAGAAAACAGGCGGUUAAAAAAAAACACAAAAGAAAAACAGGCGGUUAAAAAAAAAACAUCAGAGAGGAAGAUGAUCGGAGUUAGAAAACAGGCGGUACAAAAAAAAACACAAAAGAAAAACAAGCGGUAAAAAAACAGAGAAGAUGAUCAGAGUUAGAAAACAGGCGGUAAAAAAAAAAAACAAAAGAAAAACAGGCGGUAAAAAAACAAACAUCAGAGAGGAAGAUGAUCAGAGUUAGAAAACAGGCGGUAAAAAAAAAACAUCAAAGAAAAACAGGCGGUAAAAAAACAAACAUCAAAGAAAAACAGGCGGUAAAAAUAACAAAAGAAAACAGAAGGAAAAACAGGCAGUAAAAAAGAAAAAACAAGAAAAACAGUCAGUAAAAUAAACAAGAAAAAGGGUGAGAUUUUUUUGUAGAAGAAAACAGGCAGUAAAAAGCAACUGAAGAAAACAGGCUGUAAAUUAAAAAAAAAUCAGGCUGUAAAAAAGAAAAAAAGAAGAAAACAGGCAGUAAAAUAUACAGAAGAAAACAGGCUGUAAAAAGAAAAAACACGAAAAACAGUCAGUAAAAUAAACAAGAAAAAUGGUAAAAAAAAUCAGACGAAAACAGAAAGUAAAAAACAAAAACAAAAGAAAACAGACUUUUAAAAAAAAACAGGCAGGCGGUAAAAAAGCCAAACAAAACAGACCGUAAAAAAACCCCAAAAGAAAACAGGCUGUAAGAACAACAACAGAAAAAUAGAGAAAAAAACAGGCUUUAACAAUAAAACUGAAGAAAGCAGGCAGUAAAAACAAUAGAAAACAGGCUGUAAAAAAACCCAGAAAAAAAACAGGCUGUAAAGGAAAAACAGGCUGUAAAAAAAAAGAGAGAGGAAAACAGGAAGUAAAAAAAAAGAAUAAAACAGGCAAAAAAAAAAAACUGGCCGAAAAAAGACUGUGAAAAACCCCAGAAGAAAACAGUCAGUAAAACAAGAGAAGUGAACACGCAGCAGUAACCCCUCCCUCAGAGACACCCUCAGUCAGUCGUCUUUACCUGAACUCUGCUCGCUGUUUUACACGCCUAUGAUGUCACUAUUUAUGUUGUUUAUUCUGUGUGUGUGUGUGUGUGUGUGUGUGUCCUGCAGACACGCUGCCCUGUAACUGUCACGGGAGUCUUCCUGGAAAGACCGCCGUUCAGCUGGGACCGCUCUGGUAAAGUAUCUCAUUUAAGACCCCCCUUUCUGGGUCUGGUCUGGGGUCUUUGGCGUCCUCUCAGGUACGCUCACACACCUGUCUGUGUGUCCAGGUCCGGUCCUUUAUUCAACACGGGUUUCCUGAGGAGGAUGCUGUCAGCCGCCGUGCAGCACAACAUGGACGACAUCCAGCAGCUGGUCAAAACUCUCAUCUGUGAGUCCGAGUGCACCACGCUCAAGUCCCUGGUCCACGGUCCGUCUGCGCUCACAAACCAGGGUGAGAGUCCGACCCCCCGACACUUCUCUGUGACACACACACACACACACACACACACACAGGUGUUUACAGGAUGUUCUCUCUCCUCUGCAGUGGAGUGCGGCGUCGUUAUCAAGACGUUACAGAGCGGAGAGGAGUCCGGGGCCGCCGAUCAGUCCGGUGAGUCUGCGUGUUUCUCAGAAGGUCGUUCACAGAGAGAUCACACUUAUCCAAAUCUAGAUGAUCCCGUUUCCAUCCUGAGGUGGAUCCUCUCUGUGAUAAAUGCAGAUUAAAUGAAGACUCUCUCUCUUCUUCAUGUUUGGACGUUUUUUUAUCACGACUCUGAAACAUAACAUUUGAACCUUUGAACCCGAUCCUCUGGGGGUUACUUUUGGUUUUGGUGGGAGAGGAUACAAACAAACUUUACUUCCACGAAAUGUCGAACCCUGGCGUUUGCCUUCCUCCUGGCCAGACAUGCGGUUCUCCUUAGACGGAGGGACGCUGCCCCGCCCACUCACAGUCAUUGGCUGAAAGAUCUUACGUCUUGUUUAGAUUUUGAGAAGAUUCGUUACUCAGUCGCAGGUUUGGGGACCUUUUCUGGACCACAUUCAGAAACUGUGCUCCUCUAGUUAUUUUCUUAUUUUAAUAUCUGUGAUGUUUUAUUAUCAUACAGUUAAGAUUCUUCUCUCUUUUAUGGACUUUUUCAGUUUUCUGUUUGUAUUUCUCUUGAUGUACAGAAGUUCAUUUAACUUAUUUUCUUACUUUUUAUUUCUUGACAUCUUAUAAAUUUCAAGAUCACUUUAAAAUGAACAGCUGUGGAGUAAAAUGACCUCAGGGAGGAGCGCUUCUGCAGCUCUGCUCACGUCCACUAGAGGGCAGUGUCGCCCACUCCUUUUAAAAUGAAUUUACACCUUUAUUUUUGAAAUCUAAACUUUGUGAAUCUUUAUCGGCUCUUGAAAGACUCGACUGAAACUGAAGGUUGUUAAACUCCACUUUAAAAACAUGCGUCUUUGAAAACUCGGGGAUCUCUGCAGGAGUUUCAGGAUCGUGGAUUUGAAAAGCUUUUAUUUGAUUUUAUGUUUAUUUAUUUUUAAUCUGCAGGAAAGAGGAAGAGCGGGGAGGAGUCGGGGAACGUGGUGAAGAAGCUGAAGUCUGACGCGUCUCUGGAGCACCCGCCCUUCUACUACAGCAUCCACCGCCACAGCAUCCGAGGCAUGAACAUGCCCAAGUAAGUGACCUCUCUGUCCCGAUGUGGACCUGGAUCUGAGCCGCGUGAGGGGUCCCCGAGUCCCAGAGUAAAACCAUCAGAUUAACCAGAUCGUUUAGUUUGACCUGAUCGAUCUAACAGCCUGUUACCCAGAGAGGAAAACGAUGAGUGUCAGUUAGUCUGUGGUUUCCAGUCACAUGUCAAAGCCUCUCACUCACUUCCUACCGCAGAGCUGCUGCUGCUGAAGACGACAGAGGCAGACGUGUUUUACUGAUGCGUGCCAGCUAACCAGGUCACCCUGACCCCACAGACCCUGCUGGUUUAAUCUGUCAGCAGAGACUUUAUAAAAAAACGUCCUUAAAGAAACUUUAUUCUGACUGAGAAUAUCUGAUACCUGUGGAGGAAAGAGACUCGAACACGGGUGAAUCUGAGGAGCGCUGACCUGAAAACGACAAAAGUGACUGUCAUUACUGAGACGAACCAAUCAAAGUCAGGAAGGGGCGGGACUUCUGAAAUCACUUUGGUAAAGGACAAUGGAAGAAAAACUAACCCCCAAUCUCCACCUUCAUCCUGAUCGUCUCCUAAAAGAUCGUAUCCUCUGAUCGUAGCUGAUCGUAGCGGAGCAUGGCGGAUAAAUUCAGCACGGAUUAACCCGUGAUGGAAAGGAAGUCGAGCACAGACUUCAAAAUAAAACAUCAGGCCUCUUUUCAAAAUAAAACACAACCUUUCAUUUGUUCGGGCGGAGACGAACAAGUGAAAGGUUUUUAGACGUCCUCUCACCCCGAUGACACCAUGGAUGAGGAGAUGCUGAUUCUAGAAGUCUAGAAGUAGAAAAAAGAAGAACUGUAAAUCAUAGAUGCUGUAUCCUCGGUUUUAAACAACAUCUCCAGAUCUAGGUUCAACAUCUACGUCCAUCCAGACAAAGACUUUUUCAGGUUCUGUUUUGUUUUUCCUCUCUGCCUCCUGGUUUCUCUCAGAGAUGAAAAAUGUCAAACUGACGGUUUAUUUUUAUUCUUAUUCUCAGGCUGAACAAGUUUCUCCAGUACCUGACCGAGGCCGGCUUCAGGGUCAGUCGCACCCACUUCGACCCGACGGGGGUUCGGACCGACGCCACACUGGAGCAGUUUAAAUCCAUCCUCAGCAAGUACAGCGUCCCCACGUACACCAACGCCACGUCCACGCAGACCAGCGUGAGCACCGAGAAUACCGCCUGAGAGACCCGGACGACUCGAACCAUCUGUUCUUUUUAUUUUUUCUGUUUCUGUCAAAAAUCUGAAAAGUUCUGACUGCACUGAAAUCUUCCAAACCCACAAACGGUUCUCUGAGUCGAACCAAAACCUUUUUUUUUUCUUCUGCAAACCAAACUGAUCCUGCAGCAAACAUGAGCCAAACUUACCUGCUGCUUUACUAUUUAUUUCAGAGUUUAUCCUAAAAAUACUCCUUAUGAGCCUGUUUGAUGUUUUCUAGCUGGUUUGUCUAAAAAAAACAGAAUAAAUGUUUCUGAAAACGUGUCUCUUUCUC
Messenger RNA from Xyrichtys novacula (pearly razorfish), 10972 nucleotides. The record is from the annotation of a GenBank genome assembly. NCBI's taxonomy places the organism in Eukaryota, Metazoa, Chordata, Actinopteri, Labriformes, Labridae.